GCAGCCCGGAAGAAGGAAGCAGUGAGUAAAAAGAGCGCCUUGAUCAAAAGUGGAGACGUUAGCAGAAGGUUCCUCCUCCUCCUCUUCGUCACCAUGAGUUUCUUCUCCGGCCCGUCCGGUCCUCCCGGCUGCACCAGUAUCCAGGAGCAGAGAGAGCGCUGGGAGAGGAAACGCAGCCGGACGGCUAAAGAGCUGGUUCAGACCGAGCAGAGAUACUGUCAGCAGCUGGAGCUCAUCAACACGUACUUUGUGGAGCUCUUAAAGGCCAAAGGGACCCUGAAGCCAGACGUUCGAGAAAACAUCUUCAGUUCAAUUAAAGACAUCCAUUCAGUGAAUCAAGCUCUGCUGGUCCAUCUGGAGAACGGUUACUACGGUCGAGGUUUCGAUCAGUUCUGUCCACACCUGAACCACUACAACACCUACGUGGACAACAUCUACAACUCCAGCAAAGUGCUGCGGAUCCAGCUGACGAAGAACAAAGCUUUCAGACGCUUUAAGAAACUUCAGGAGGAGCGACCACAGUUCGGCGAACAGAGACUGGAGGAUUUGCUACAACUUCCUGUUCUGAGGAUUGACCAGUACAAACACUUCCUGCAAGACCUGGCUGCCAACACGAGUCCAGAUGUCCCCGAGUUUCAGCAGAUCUCCAGAGCCGUGGAUGCUGUGUGCGAGACGUCCCAGCGUAUCCAGGACAAUACUCGGUGCCAUGAGAACCACCUGCAGCUGUGCCGGGUGCAGAAACUGCUGAAGGGGCGAAAGACGAAGGUGUUUGCUGCAGGGCGCUGGUACAUCCGUGAGGGCUGGCUGAAGAUGGUUCCUCAGAAGGGAGCAGAAGCUAAACCAAAGAUGUUCUUCCUGUUCUCCGACAUUCUGCUGCAGGCCAAACGCUGCAGCCCGCUGCAUCCCACCAACGGGGACAAGUUUGCCGGCCAGCACGCCUACCCUCUGCACGAGUGCAGCGUGGAGAAGGUGUUCGGGCACACCAGGAGCCAGGGAGGCCUGCUCAGUCUGACCUUCCCCAAAGCCAAACUGCUGCUGAUGUCCAACAACCAGGAGGAGCUGAACGACUGGUACCUGAGCCUCACCUCUGCAGUCAGGAAGCUUCAGAUUCAAAAAGAAGUUUAUCUCCGAGACGACCCCAACAGGAGACCCCUCCUCUCUGAGAGAGACGACACACACACCAACAGGAAGAGGAACAUGGUGAGCUUUGAGACCACUGAGCAUGCUCACAGGUCUGCAGCAGAGUGGGAGAGCAGCGCCCCCAAGAGGAUGAAGCCGUCUGACGCUGCAGAGUACAGCAGCGAAGAGACGUCGUCGUCCAGCUGUGUCAUCCUCUGAGCCACCAACUCGCCUUCUUCUGCAGACGGUGACGGUGGCGAUGACUGACGGUGGACGGUCUCUGUCACAGACUGAUCUUUAAACAGGAAACACAAGACAGACACAACCUGCUGCUUUACGUCUGUCUGUAUCAUGUCUAUGAUUAUUACUCACAGCAGCUUCUGCUCUUAAUGUGCAAUAUCAACUUUUAUAAACUUUAUUUAUCUGCUGCUUCAAAAACCAAAAAUCUGAAAGUUGAUCAGAGACGACUGAAGCUGCCGCUCCGCAGCGUCAAAUACUACGUUUAACCUUCAGUAACUAACACGCACUAACUACUGAUUACUACUUUAUACACGUGGCAGUGAACGCAUCAGCUGCACUCUGUACGUGCGUCAUGAAGCGCUUCGAGACGAUCAGCGAGCGGGGGCGGCGGCGUUCUUCGAGUGUGUUAAAUAAUUCCUUUUUGUCCACAGACUCAAACAUCGUCAGCAAACAUGACGCAGAAACGAGAAAAAGAGUCACAAAUUAAAAGAACAGGAAAUCAUUUUUUUUGUAUUAAUUAAAACGUCUUUUUGAAAAUCAGAUAAUUGACUCACCGUCUGAAACUUCAGAACGAGAAAAAACAGAUUUGAAUCAACGACGAAAUGAUGAAAUGAUCUCUAACCCUACUUAUCCUCUCUGAUUCUUUUAUUUUGAAAGAACACUUCCUGCUGGAUCAUUUGUUAGUGACUCUUUACGUCGUCUGACUCUCAACAUGUUUCUAAAUAUUAAUAAACAACAACAAACCGCGGAGGUUAGCGCACCGCUGUCUCUUUAAAUCCACAGAUUUUAUAUUAUUCUAAAGAGGAGAGAAAUCCUGGGAGAGUUUAUGAAUCCUUUUAUUAAAUCUUUUAUUAUAACUUUUUAUAUACUUCAUCAUAUAUAUCUUUUAUUCACGGUGCGGUCUUUAAAGGGUAAACAUUUUUAUUUUUGUUUUUCAUGUUUUUAUUUCUGAAACUGAGAAAUAAAUGUGAAGAAGAGAGAAUAAAAAUAAAACUCU
Molecule: messenger RNA, 2356 nt
Organism: Labrus bergylta (ballan wrasse)
Lineage: Eukaryota; Metazoa; Chordata; Actinopteri; Labriformes; Labridae
Gene: arhgef39
Product: Rho guanine nucleotide exchange factor (GEF) 39
Biological process (GO): positive regulation of cell migration
Cellular component (GO): plasma membrane
Molecular function (GO): guanyl-nucleotide exchange factor activity
Source: RefSeq, a predicted model, not a curated record